GGGGCAGCGACGGCGCCGGGCAGCGGGAGCGGCGGCCGCGCCAUGUGGCUGCUGGGGCCGCUCUGCCUGCUGCUGAGCAGCGCCGCGGAAACAAAAUGUGAUAUAUCUUCAAGCGCCUGACUUUAAAGUGCUUGGCUCAUUCUUUGCAAGAAAAUGUGGUCCUGGACUUCCCUGGUGGUACAGUGGAGUCCCUGGUCUGGGAAGGUUCCACAUGUCGCAGAGCAGCUAAGCAUAUGUGCCACAACUACUACAGCCCACGUGCCCAAGAGCCCAUAGACCACAACUACGGAGCCCACAUGUUGCAACUACUGAAGCCCGUGGGCCUAGAGCCUGUGAUCCGCAGCAAGACCAGCCACCACAAUGAGAAGCUGCCGCACUGCAAUGAAGAGUAGCCCUUGCUUGCUGUGACUAGAGAAAGCCCGUGCAUAGCAAAGAAGACCCAGGGCAACCCUAAAUAAAUUAAUCAGAUGCCGCUUAUAUUGAUGAAUGUUACUUUCUGGCCACACCACUGCCUCUAGAUGCCAUCACAUGUGUGGUUGCAACUUGAAAGCGUUAUCCUGGUAGAAGAAGGCGAGAGCCAGCUGCUCCCCGGGAACAACUUCACCAACGAGUGCAACAUUCCAGGCAACUUCAUGUGCAGCAACGGGCGGUGCAUCCCCGGUGCCUGGCAGUGUGACGGGCUGCCCGACUGCUUCGACAAGAGUGACGAGAAGGAGUGCCCCAAGGCUAAGUCAAAAUGUGGCCCGACCUUCUUCCCGUGUGCUAGCGGCGUCCACUGUAUCAUCGGCCGCUUCCGGUGUAACGGGUUUGAGGAUUGUCCAGACGGCAGCGAUGAAGAGAACUGCACAGCAAACCCUCUGCUGUGUUCCACUGCCCGCUACCACUGCAAGAACGGCCUCUGCAUUGACAAGAGCUUCAUCUGCGACGGGCAGAAUAACUGUCAGGACAACAGUGACGAGGAAAGCUGUGAGAGUUCUCAAGAACCAGGCAGCGGGCAGGUGUUUGUGACCUCGGAGAACCAGCUCGUGUACUACCCCAGCAUCACCUACGCCAUCAUCGGCAGCUCCGUCAUCUUCGUGCUGGUGGUGGCCCUGCUGGCGCUCGUCCUGCAUCACCAGCGGAAGCGCAACAACCUCAUGACGCUGCCGGUGCACCGGCUGCAGCACCCCGUGCUGCUGUCCCGCCUAGUGGUCCUGGACCACCCCCACCGCUGCAACGUCACCUACAACGUCAACAACGGCAUCCAGUACGUGGCCAGCCAGGCCGAGCAGAACGCGUCGGAAGUGGGCUCCCCGCCCUCCUACUCAGAGGCCCUGCUGGACCAAAGACCCGCCUGGUACGACCUUCCUCCGCCACCCUACUCUUCAGACACUGAGUCCUUGAACCAAGCCGACCUGCCCCCUUACCGCUCCCGCUCCGGCAGUGCCGACAGCGCCAGCUCCCAGGCAGCCAGCAGCCUCCUGAGCGUGGACGCCCCCGGCCACAGCCCGGGGCAGCCUGGCCCGCAGGAGGGCACCGCUGAGCCCAGGGACUCCGCGCCCAGCCAGGGCACCGAAGACGUAUAAACUCCGGCUCUUCCAAAGUCUCCAUGGGUUCAUCUGCUCUGACUUUGACUGUCCUAACAACUUGCGCUUACGGGAAGCUCCUCGGGGUCCCUCAAGGAGUGAUUUGGAGUGUCAGCUGUCUCUCCAUUCACCUCCUUGCCCAGAUUUCAGGAAUGUUCUUUGGAGGGCGACCUGCCUUGUUCUGGCCUCUGAGUUGACCUGUUGUAUGGUGCAUCUUUUCUGGGCAAUUAUUCUUCCCUUGAGGCCAACGAUCACAGCCUCACCCUCCACGUCAUUCUUCUGUUACUGUUGGAAUCUUGCUGAGGCGGUGGCGUAAGUUUGCAGGUGGCGGGAGAACGUGGUACUUAAGUACUGAGAAAGCAGUGUUUGUGUCAUGUGGGAUGUUCAGAAGGGCAGAGGAGACUGGACCAAAUUCUGUGUGGGCUGUGACCUUAGAGCUCCACCUGGGGAUUUGGGUUGGGUGAUCCUCCCAGGAGGCUGUCAUUGGAUGUUGCACGAAGCUGCACGUUGCUCUUGGGUCAGCAGAGGCUGGGGCCAAAGAAAACUGUUGCUGGGAGUAACGUCCUUCAGAAGUCAGCAGUGUCAUUUUGGUUUUCUGAAGGACUCUGAAACCAUCAAUUCUGGAGAGAUUCUGGAUUUAACAAUUUGCCCAAGAAUCCUCAUUUUGAGAGCUUUUUCCAGCAUCAUAUAUCAUCAGCCUCAUCCCAGAAUAAGGAGGGAGCCCCCACCACUAGUUUAUCUGAGUUCUCAGCUCCUAAAAUACAGGCUGCCAAGAACCGGGGUCUGCUUUGGUCCACAGCCCUUUCCCUGGUUUCUGAUCAUCACCCUCCCAGCUGUGACCUGCCUUAGCCCAGGGAUGAGGACUAAACCUGAGUUGGCCAGAAAUCUGAUCUGGUCCUUUUGUCCCUGUAAACCAUGCCCAGCCUGCCUUGCCCAUUCAUGCAGCUUCAACCCUCACCUCCCCAGUCCCCCCAGACACUCAGAAGUCAUUCUACCUGUGCAGUCGGGCUUGAGGACACUGUGGGUUUCUAAUUCACAUGAAAACCUAAUUCAGCACCCGCCGCGAGAGCUCCGCAUUCCUGGGCGGCACUCACCACCCCCCCAACUUCCCAAGGCCCAGCCAGAUAGAUACCAGCACCAAGGUUUAGGAUUAGGGUCAGAGCGAGAAUCAGACCUCUCCAGACAUCCCAUAGUUUCUUCUCUGAGAGACAUGGAUAACAGACAGUUUGGAGUCAAGAUUUGCCAUUCGGACUCUUUUUAUAUAUAAUCUCUUAGAAAUGCAUUUGAAACAGUGUGUUUGUUUUUUCCCUUCUAGUUAAGGGACUAUUUAUAUGUGUAUAGGAAAGCUGUCUUUUGUUUGUUUUUCCAUUAGCGAGGUCCAAGCAAAGAUGCACAAGAUCACACCUUUGUCCCGCUGAGCUCUAAUAACCAGUCCCCCCGCCCCCAGACGGCCCUGUGUGCCAGGCGUCUGUGCAUUGUUGCACUUUGAGUUUUUAUUUAUCGAGUUCGUGAAGGAUGCAGAAAGACCAAUGCCUUUCUCCCUCAGUUCAUGGUCUCUGUGUUCAGGCUCGCUUUCCUUUCUCCCUGCCCAGCCAGCCACAGCGCCCACCCCCUCAGGAAGUCAUGGGUGGAAAUGUAGAUGUUAUUUGUCAAGAAACCACACUGACUAACCGGGGGGCGGGGGACAAAACUGGAACCAGGUGGAGCCACUCGGGGCAGCUGUCAUGCAGACCUGCUUCCCACAUGCUCAGUAACUUCUUUGAUGCUAAUUCAAACAGAGCCUGCAGGAGCAGGGAUGAAGUGGCAUUCAGUGAUCCUGUUCUGUAGACGAUUUUUUUUUUUCUAACCAAAUUCAAAGUGUGCUACAGGAAAGCUAGCCACUUGGUGAUUUUCAAGUUAAGAAAAGAAACCUAGUUGCUCACUCUUUUCGUUUUUAAAAUAACACGCGUUAUUUUCUGAGUAGUCCAGUGCAGAGAGAACUUUAAGUGGCAGCCGGAGUGUGUGAGGAGCUCUGGCUGAUCACUUCCUCUCACAUGAGUCACACUGUCUUCAUUUCUCCCCUUGGUGGGCCCCUGCUUCUUUCUGGUGCUCUGGAAAUUGUUUAGAGGAAAGGAUUCUAAUUUUAAUUAAUUGUGCAGUGAAUUAAUUUCACGCGCUUUUCAGCUUCCAGGCAUCUUAGAAAGGACAAAUGGUCUUAGUCGAUAAGAAGAGCCUCUUAAUGUUGUUUUUUAAAAUAAACACAGGGACAUUUUUAUUAUAGAUUUGAUUUUUUUAAAUGGUGGGUUUUUUAAAAAAGAUAUAAAUAGGACACCAAAGCAGCAGAGUUUUGCUUUUUCCCCUACUUAAGAUAGCAAAUAAGUGGCCAGCAUUAUUUCUUUUACUCAUUCCAACGAGGAUAUUUUUUUUUAAUACAUGGCAUAAAUCUGUGCCAACCAGAAAACCACCUCUGCUCCCUUUUCUCAAAUAAGAUCAGCAUUUAUUUUAGCGUUGAAAUUGUUCCACUGUGAUCACUUAUCACUUGCCCUCAGUCCCUUUACUUUGAAAUUGACAUUUUUAAAAAACACAAGGAAGUGGUUAAUAAAUAGCAUGUGACAUUCAAAGUUGAUGUAAACUGGAAAGGUUAUGUGUGGUUGCUUUUUUGAUUGGAUUUUUUUUUUAAUUUUUAUACUUUCAAAUAAAUCUGCAGUUUCAUUCUU
Dama dama (fallow deer) is the source of this 4261-nucleotide messenger RNA. It is a transcript of the gene LDLRAD3, whose product is annotated as low density lipoprotein receptor class A domain containing 3. The record is from RefSeq and is a predicted model, not a curated record. The transcript has 8 exons. Gene Ontology annotation, biological process: receptor-mediated endocytosis. Gene Ontology annotation, cellular component: plasma membrane. NCBI's taxonomy places the organism in Eukaryota, Metazoa, Chordata, Mammalia, Artiodactyla, Cervidae. Bases 519 to 1565 code for a protein of 348 amino acids. Gene Ontology annotation, molecular function: protein binding.